This is a messenger RNA of Clonostachys rhizophaga, 987 nucleotides long. The record is from the annotation of a GenBank genome assembly. NCBI's taxonomy places the organism in Eukaryota, Fungi, Ascomycota, Sordariomycetes, Hypocreales, Bionectriaceae.
AUGGCACUCAUUAAUAUUCUCCUGGCUGCUGCUUUCGGAGUCAAUCUGGUAGCAGCGCAGAUGCAGUGUAACGGGUACCGUCUGCCCGCGUAUGACGAUUGCGAUACUGUUAUCUCUGACUUUGCAAUGAGAGACAAUGAGGAAGUCUUCCACGAGAAUGGAGAGGACAGCAUCCCCCAACCCUCGUGCAAGUGGUGGUAUAAGAAUGAUGGCAACUGCCGCAUCACCCACUGCUAUACAAUGACAAAUGAUGCUGCUGGAACUGUCAUGAAGCGUACCGGAAGUGCAAUUGCUUCGGACUACGACAAGGUUCACGACAAGUGCGUGUCGUGGCGAGCCGGUGGCACCUAUACCGAGACCUUUACCAUCACCGACGUUUUCAACGACGAGGACCAGUCGACACCAGCCCUCACUGAUGUUAGCACUAGCUCAAGUGGAGUUGUAUCGGGCAAGACAUCGUUAGAGGCCUAUUACAAGUGGAAGGCCGAACAUGCUCCAAAGGAUGAACCAGCCGAAGCUCGUCAGAAAGCACGUUCUAUCCCAGCCAAGAUGGUCGAGCGAGUACGAAAUCAGAAGCGCGAUGGCGUCAAAGACGACAAAGAGUUCAAUACUCCAUUCUCUGCAAUUGGCGUCCGCAAUACCGGUGCUGUUGAGUAUGGCCCCCGCCUGGGCACUGGAGUUGGCUACAAGUACGAGGUGUCAGAAAGCACCAAAUGGUCUGUGUCCACCUCAAUUGAGCUGGGCGGUGCAUGGAAUAUUUUCACGGCCAGUAUGGGGAUCACAGUCAGCCGUGAAGAUACUUUCACUGUCACUGAAGGCUUAACGUUUGACGUCAAGUGCGACAAGACCGGCCAGGUCCUGUUCUACCCUUUCUAUGACUAUUACCAGACUCAAUUCUUCCCAAGUGAGACCUGGGCGGACAUUUGGGUUCCUGUUCACUCUGGAAAGAACAUUAAUGGAGAGAUCGCAAUAAACUGCUUGGGUUGA